ACAACACAAACAAACACAAAGUAAUUAACACAUAUUCUUUUCUUAUUCUAUACUCUAUACCAAUCUCUCUUCACUGUAUAUUCAACACCAUGAAAUUCCGAUCUUGGAUAUCAAAUUCCUCCUCUUCCGUCACCACCGUUGAUGACCACCCUAUUCCACCACCAAAAGGUCCAUUUUCAGAUGAUGCAAGUAACUUUUCAAGUUCACCAUCAUUAUUUUCUCAAGAAACCAAUUCCCUUAGUAGUCUACAAAGCAAUCUUUCUCUUUUAACCUUACCUUCUGUUCCUUCUCUCCAAAAUCUUUCUCCUGGAAAUUCAAACCUCGCAAUCUCAGCUUGCUGUUUGAAUUCUCUAAAUCCCAAAAAUGCCCAUGUAACUUUCCUAGCUAUGCAUAACAAUCUCCUUUAUGCUGCUUCUUCCAAUGAAAUCAACGUAUUCGAACUCACAAACUUCACCCUUGUCGACACUUUCAAUGACAAGGACACGUCUUCUGGCUCAAUAAAAUCAGUGGCCUUUGUGGACGGUAAAGUCUUUACUGCCCAUCAGGAUUGUAAAAUCCGUGUCUGGAAGUUAACGCAUAUUAAGAAGCAUAAACGGAUUGCGAUUCUCCCAACGCUUGAGGACAGAUUACGCAGAUUUGUUUUCCCUAGCAGUUACACAAAUGUGAGAAGACAUAAGAAAAAGAUGUGGAUUGAACACCAUGAUGCUGUUUCAGGUUUAGCUGUGAAUGCAAAUAUGAUGUGUUCUGUUUCUUGGGAUAGGUCUUUGAAAAUUUGGAGUGGUGAAAAAUUACGUUGCACUGAAUCAAUUAGAGCACAUGAUGAUGCUAUUAACGCUGUUGUGGUAAGUAAAGACGGGACAAUUUUUACAGGUUCUGCUGAUAAACGGAUUAGGGUUUGGGGGAAAGAAAAAGAAUCGAAAACCGGGUUAAUUGCUACGUUAGAAAAGCAUAAAUCUGCAGUUAACGCGUUAGCAUUAAGCACAGAUGGUUCUGUUCUAUUUUCGGGUGCUUGUGAUAGGUCAAUUUUGGUCUGGGAAAGGGAGGAUAGUGCUAAUUAUAUGGUGAUUACAGGUGCAUUAAGAGGUCAUACAAAAGCAAUACUAUGUUUGAUCAAUGUUUCUGAUAUGUUGUUUAGUGGAUCAGCGGAUCAGACGGUUAGGAUUUGGACGCGUGGUAAUAAUCAGGGUCUGUUCUGUUGUUUGACGGUCCUUGACGGUCAUCGGACACCGGUGAGGUCAUUGGUGGCAAAGCCGGAAAAUGGUGGUGUUAAGUUGUUUAGUGGAAGCUUUGAUGGAGAAAUUAAAGUGUGGCAAAUUGUGGUUUCUAGUUCAAGUGGCAGUCCUCUCAUAUCAUCAUGAUAUUUGUAUUUUUUUUCUUUUGUUUUUAUAGAAUGUAAGAAAACAGAUCUUACACUAACAAGUUUUAAAAAAUCCUUUUAUUUUAUUUAUUUUUUUUAUUUUUUUACAAUUGGUUGAAAUUUUAUUGAACUUUAGUGCUGCAAUUUUAUUCA
Molecule: messenger RNA, 1510 nt
Organism: Lycium barbarum (goji berry)
Lineage: Eukaryota; Viridiplantae; Streptophyta; Magnoliopsida; Solanales; Solanaceae
Product: protein JINGUBANG-like
Exons: 1
Coding region: 90-1358 (422 amino acids)
Molecular function (GO): protein binding
Source: RefSeq, a predicted model, not a curated record